CUAGCUUUAUCCACUCCUUAGCUCUGUGUUUCGUUAAUUUUGUAAUCAUUUCAGUGUUCACGUUUCGUAACUUUUCUUGUUUCUGUAAUCCUUACUUUUCAAGCAAUUCUGCAACUAAAAGCCUAUUCUGAUACUCAUGAUACAUUCCAGUUUCAAUACAAACCAAAGUAACCGACGGAUUACCAUAACUCUCCUCAGGAAAAAUGCCUUGUUGGUUUUUUGAAAAGAAAGACUUAAGAAACACUGCAUCGUAUCAAGAUGGUAUCUCACCAGAAGUUGAGGCACGAUAUCGCCGAGAAGGUGCUCGUUUUAUUUUAGAUGCUGGUUCAAAAAUGGGACUAAGAUUUGAUACAUGUGGUACAGGUGUGGUAUAUUUCCACAGAUUUUAUAUGUUGCAUUCAUUCCGAGAGUUCCAUCGUUAUGUAACUGGAGCUUGUUGCUUAUUCCUUGCUGGGAAGGUUGAAGAAACACCAAAGAAAUGUAAAGAUAUCAUUAAAAUGUGUCAAAGUUUACUGACACCUCAGCAGUUUGCUGUUUUUGGAGAUGAUCCUAAAGAAGAAGUGAUGACUCUUGAAAGAAUUUUGUUACAGACAAUCAAAUUUGACUUGCGUUUGGAGCAUCCAUAUAGUUUUCUUUUAAAAUUUGCCAAAAUUUUAAAAGGAGACAAAGCUAAAAUCCAGAGUAUGGUACAAAUGGCUUGGACUUUUAUCAAUGACCAUUUAUGUACAACACUGUGUCUGCAAUGGGAAGCAGAAAUUAUCGCUGUGUCACUCAUGUAUCUAGCCAGUCGACUAUCAAAGUUUGAUAUCCAAGAAUGGGAUGGUAAACCACCUGGUAGUCGAAUGAAAUGGUGGGAAUGGUUUGUAGAAGGUAUUACCAUGGAACUUAUGGAAGAUAUAUGCCAUCAAGUUCUUGAUUUAUACUCCACAAACUCUCAGAAACGAGAAGAAUCUCCACCCAUGAAUGCUCCACGUCAAAGCAAUAACAUAUCGUCUAGUAAAUCUCCACAGAUGUCUGCUAUUAAAAGAUCCAAGGCAACACCUCCAUCUCCAUCAGAACCCCCUGCAAAACAAAGCAGGAGUUUAAGAAAUGAUGCUUCUUCUUCAUCAUCAUCCUCCUCUGAGAUGCCAGUCAACGACGACAACAACAACAAACGUAGCUCAGCUCAGCAAUCACAGCUACAACAACAACAACAGCAGCAGCAAUCUACUUCUUGUUCAAGCUCCAAGACCUCCCCCGUGUCUUCUAAUACACCUUCAUCUGGAUUUUCCAAAUCUGUAGCAUCAAUAACAGUUCAGUCUACAUCACAGAACCUGCCACUACAGCCACAACCCUCUCAACAGCAAAAUCCAAACCUAUCACAACAGUUACCUGGACAAAAUAUCGGUCAACCAAUUGGAGCCAUUACAGGUCAAAAUAUUGUGAACCAGCCUUCAGGUUCACUGAUCCCUGUGAAUGAUAACCAAAAUGUCAACAGUGAAAACUUUUCCCAGUACAACCCAUAUAUGACAUCACAAAUGUAUUCUUCCUCUUUCAUGUCACACGAGGGAGCACAGUCUAUUCAGUCCUUAAUCAGCCAAAGCCGGCCAUCGCAAGUAGCUGAUAUUCAGUCUGGUUCGGUUAACCCUCCAGCAUCACAGUAUCCACCUCCACCCCCACCAGCUGGAACUUACCAAGUUCCACCAUUCCCUCCGCAACCAGCAGCUGCCUUUACUCCCACAACCAGACCCUAUCCACCACCAGGAACCUUGCCUCCGCAAAAUGCUAAUUUGUAUCAAUACCCUCCCCCUGCUCCACCUGGUACAUAUCCUCCACAGGGUGCUACAGCAGUGCCUCCCACAAGUGGCCCACCACCUCCACCACCGCCGCCCAAUCUCGGUGGCAAUUACCAAACCCCUAACUACCCUCCUCCCUUACAGACCAACUAUCAACCCAACUACCCACCCCCGCCGACCCAACCUUACGCUGAUUCACCAGCUGCUUAUAAGCCACAAAUAACUCCAGGAAAGCCUUCAGCUAACUUGUACCAGCAGCCACCACCACCACAUUACCCUCCCCCCGCUGGGUAUUCAGCACCCCCUCCUCCGGGAACCACAAGCCCAAGCCGCCUGCCACUACCUCGAAAUACUUUACCGCCAGUUCAAAAUAAGAUGAAUGCAAACGCAAAUCCUGGCCUAGCCACAGUAAGAAUAACAGGUCGACAAAACAGAAGAUAGGAACAAAUUAUUUUAGAAUUUCUAUUUCAUUCCAGGCCAACGUCUCUGUAUUUGCUUUGUAAUAUAUGAAUCCUUUCUACAAA
Messenger RNA from Octopus sinensis (East Asian common octopus), 2299 nucleotides. RefSeq names its product cyclin-K. NCBI's taxonomy places the organism in Eukaryota, Metazoa, Mollusca, Cephalopoda, Octopoda, Octopodidae. Bases 204 to 2216 code for a protein of 670 amino acids. The record is from RefSeq and is a predicted model, not a curated record. Gene Ontology annotation, molecular function: cyclin-dependent protein serine/threonine kinase activator activity. The transcript has 9 exons. Gene Ontology annotation, biological process: regulation of transcription by RNA polymerase II; positive regulation of DNA-templated transcription, elongation. Gene Ontology annotation, cellular component: nucleus; cyclin/CDK positive transcription elongation factor complex.